AGUCUUUGCUUUGUGUCCUGCCAAUAGUAUAUGUUUUCGUAUUUCAUUUAAAGUCAUCUCUUAGAACGGAAAACAACUAAAAUAAUAAUUUUUGUUUCAAAUGGGAAAAAUUCAAAUAAAAGUGAACGAAAUUUAAGAAUAUACAUUGCAAAGAAUUGGAUUUUCCGUUGACCAUGUUGAGAUUUUUAUUUGAUGGACAGUACAUCGGCGAUACGGAGACCCCCAGCGACUUGGGCAUGGAAGAAGGCGACAAAAUCGAACUAUACAUGACGCAGGGAGAUCCUGUUGUAUCGGAGUUCAUCAAAAAGCAGUUCAACAAAUUCCUGUUUAAAAAAUGCCGCCCAUUCAAUUCUCUGGGAAUGUGAUACUAAUAUAGAACAGCAGACUAGGCGGCAGACACUUGGCUUGGCUUCAAAAAAAGACGCGAUGCUGGCAAACUCUACUCUACUCUACUCUUCUUCAAAGCAGCAGCUCUACAGACUCUCCUCUACACGAAACUGGAGGACCCUGCUCUAACUUAGAUCAUUUUGUUAAUCGUUAAAUCGUUAAAUUGUUCAACAUUUUAUGUAGUUUCUAUCUAGCUCUAAGGGCACAAAAGAAUCAAACAUGUUAUGUAACAAAUCCCUCCGAAAACCAGAAGAUGCCACCUCCUGUCCAAGCUCAUAAAUUAGAAAAAAAUUGC
Messenger RNA from Drosophila miranda, 682 nucleotides. RefSeq names its product small ubiquitin-related modifier 5-like. Lineage: Eukaryota; Metazoa; Arthropoda; Insecta; Diptera; Drosophilidae. The transcript is spliced from 3 exons. Gene Ontology annotation, molecular function: protein binding. The record is from RefSeq and is a predicted model, not a curated record. The coding region runs from base 174 to 365 and encodes 63 amino acids.